CAACUCAUCGUCAUCAUGUCUGGCCGUGGCAAGGGAGGAAAGGUGAAGGGAGAGGCAAAGUCCCGAUCCAGCCGAGCAGGACUCCAGUUCCCAGUGGGUCGUAUCCAUCGUCUUCUGAGGAAGGGCAACUACGCCGAGCGAGUGGGUGCGGGUGCCCCCGUCUACUUGGCUGCCGUCAUGGAGUACUUGGCCGCUGAAGUCCUCGAGUUGGCUGGAAACGCUGCCCGAGACAACAAAAAGACCAGGAUCAUCCCCCGUCACCUCCAACUCGCCAUCCGAAACGACGAGGAGUUGAACAAGCUGCUCUCCGGGGUCACCAUCGCUCAAGGAGGUGUCCUUCCCAACAUCCAAGCCGUCCUUCUCCCCAAGAAGAAGGAAAAGAAGUCCGCCUAAUCACAAAUCUACACGCUCAAAACCCAACGGCCCUUUUAAGGGCCACCACAUUAUCCAAAGAGCUCAAAAAAUGCAUUAUUAUGACCAUGCGCUUUCUUCGUUCAUCAUGCUCAACUUGGCUUCAUCAAAGUUUCAUUUUUUAGAAAUUAUUGGCAACAAAAUAGCGCAAUUAGUACUAAUGAUGUACAAAAAGAUGAAAAGGUCAUUAUUUUUCCUUGUUCAUUUCCAGAGCAUUUACUGUUACAAAUGAAAUCAGUAAUUUCAUCCUCCUCCUUUAUACGAUAGUAAAAUUUACUAUCGUAUAAGUUAUUUUUUUAUUUAAAAAUAAUAAUACGUUCCUUCAUAGUACUCGUUCAUGUUUUAUACAGGAUUUUUAGCAUUCUACCAAUUCAUUCAAAUUCAUGGGUGUCGUCUGUGCAGGCUCUCGUCAAAAUUUCAUAUACAUGUUUGUGUUCAUUGGGUAGCAGACAAAAAUUGAUAAAAUUAUAAUGUUAAAUUGGUUAACGGAACGGAUGAAGAAUUAUAUAUUUUCAGCUUAUUUAGACAAUAAUCGAGUCAAAAUGCAAUCUCACUCUGCCUCAAUUUUAGCAGUUGAAUAAUAAAGUGAUUGCAUAAUCAUAACAAGGUUAUAACAAACCUUGACUUGUUUCAUGGAAAUAUAAUUAAUGACAAGGCACGUGGGAUUCGAGAUAUUUCUUAGAAUUACAAACAAAUGCAGUUCAUACAAACUCUUUGUAUGAACUUGAAUUUAAAUAAAUUCAAAUUUAAAUAUUAUACAAUGUUUGGGGGGUAUUUAAGCGAAUGAUCCGUAGACCUAUAUGCCCAUGCUACGCAAAAUUGAUUCAUUACAUACCCCUGAAUUGUAUCUAUAAGUUUUUGUAAACGAAAAAAAAAAUAUCGAAAAUGAAAGCAAUUUUUUGGUUGACCAUUUUGGUCCUGGUAAUCCUUACAAUUCUUGACGUUAAUACGGUAAGUAAGACAGAAAUCAACCAUAUAUUUUGGAAUUUGCCAAUUUGUACAUAUGUACAUAAAAAUCAAUUUGGAAUGCUAAAGGUUGACGCAGCUUGUAACGGUCUUCGUCGGCUGAGCUGUCAUGUCCAGUGCAACAGAACGACAAAUUUGUCACCAGCAGCAAAAGCGACUCUCUGUACUUAUUGUUUUUUUAGAUUGUCGACACGUUAUUGGUUAGUGUAUUAGUUUAGUUAUUAUUGCAAUAUCGUCCAAAAAUUGAUUUGGACGAUUAAAGGUGUGGUAUCUUCCUAAUUUUUUUUCAAACGAACGUUGACAUCUUUCGUAAAUUGUCAAAUAAGGAUAGAUUCAUUUCUUUACAAUUUUGAGCAUACAGGUAUUUCUGAAUUUAUGACUUCAAUUACAUAAAUCAGACUUAUUCAAAUCUCGCAUGUCUCUCACUUUCUCCAAAUCUAGUCACACAAUCUUUCAAGAUUUUAAAAUUGAGACUUUUUAACAAUCUAGAUUCUACACCUAUUACAAUUCACUCGGUCCACACAUUCUCAGCAUGCCUCCUCCCAAGCAUAUUUCCGGUUUCAGUCUCGCUCACAGACUUUACGAACAGUACGAAUCUGGCGAACAUGUGGAUGCUGCAUUUUCAGUAGGUGACCGGAAGCUGUUCCUUCACAAAUGCAUGCUCUGUGCGGCCUCUGAAGAAUUCAGAAACAUAUUUCGGCACCAAGAAAAUCUCGGAAGUCUUGACCCCAAUACGAUCUCUCUUCCAGAGGAAACGUCUCUCGAAGCAGUGAAGGAAUUUAUCGUGGUCAUUUACUUUUGUGAAAUUGACACCACCCUCGAAAUUAACCUGCUCUUGGAGGUGCUGUCGCUCUGUGACAAAUUCUUACGGGACGAAUUUUUGGACCAGUGUUUGAUCCACGUGGUGGAAAAUAUUACGAAGGAUAAUUGUGCCGAAAUUUGCGAGACGCAUUUCGUAAUGCCAAGAUGUCAAGUACUAUUUGAUGUAGCGUGGGAAUAUUUAAAGUGGAGUAUUAUUCGUGAGCAGAUUGGUGGCACAUGCGACUCUAAAGGAAUAUAGCUGAGCUCAGAGAUUAUGCUAACGCUACUUGGAAUGCUUAAAAUAGGUCUUUCAUUUAAUGUAAUCACUUGUAAUUUUAGCAGCCUGGUUAAAAUAUUGGCUAUAAAAGUCUAUUCACUUCAUAUUUGUAAUGUAGUAAUCAAUUUAUGAAUUACAUAAAUGUAUUAAUUUUUACAUAGUAGUAAAAUAUUAUGAUUGUAGCAAAGCAAUAUAAAAAUCAUGCUCUUCGUAAUGCUAGAUAUGUAUGUAACUUGCCUUAAUUUAGCCCUCAGAUUUUCAUAUUUCGAAGAAACAAUAGGUUCAGUUAAGUUUAUGAAUAGCUAAAUAUAAGAGAAAGACGUACAACAUUUACAUAAAUAAAUACAUUCGGCUGGCCUUGA
Molecule: messenger RNA, 2817 nt
Organism: Folsomia candida
Lineage: Eukaryota; Metazoa; Arthropoda; Collembola; Entomobryomorpha; Isotomidae
Product: histone H2A
Exons: 3
Coding region: 16-393 (125 amino acids)
Cellular component (GO): nucleosome
Molecular function (GO): DNA binding; structural constituent of chromatin; protein heterodimerization activity
Source: RefSeq, a predicted model, not a curated record